Messenger RNA from Hipposideros armiger (great roundleaf bat), 1698 nucleotides. RefSeq names its product kynurenine 3-monooxygenase (gene KMO). Gene Ontology annotation, molecular function: FAD binding; kynurenine 3-monooxygenase activity. Gene Ontology annotation, biological process: quinolinate biosynthetic process; L-tryptophan catabolic process. The record is from RefSeq and is a predicted model, not a curated record. Gene Ontology annotation, cellular component: mitochondrial outer membrane. Lineage: Eukaryota; Metazoa; Chordata; Mammalia; Chiroptera; Hipposideridae.
AUGCUGGGCCUUGGCCAGUAUAAAGACUGGGGUAAGUGUGUGUGGGGGAGAGACAGUGUUAUCCGCGGCAGGAGCUACGGCUGUGAAAAACCCUUCUGCAGGUAUGGAUUCAUCUGACAUGCAAAGGAAAAAAGUAGCUGUCAUUGGAGGUGGCUUGGUUGGAUCGUUAAAUGCAUGCUUCCUUGCAAAGAGAAAUUUCCAAGUUGAUGUAUACGAAGCUAGGGAAGAUAUCCGAGUGGCUAAAUCUGUACGUGGGAGAAGCAUUAAUUUGGCUCUUUCUUAUAGAGGAAGACAAGCCUUGAAAGCCAUUGGCCUAGAAAAUCAGAUUGUAUCCCAAGGCAUUCCCAUGAGAGCAAGAAUGAUUCACUCUCUUUCAGGAAAAAAGUCUGCGAUUCCCUAUGGGACAAAAUCACAAUAUAUUCUUUCUAUAAGCAGAGAAAAUCUAAACAAGGAUCUAUUAAAUGCUGUUGAGAAAUAUCCCAAUGUGAAGAUGCACUUUGGCCACAGGUUGUUGAAAUGCAGUCCUGAGGAAGGCAUGAUCACAGUACUUGGAUCUGACAAAGUUCCCAAAGAUGUCACUUGUGACCUCAUUGUAGGAUGCGAUGGAGCCUAUUCAACUGUCAGACGUCACCUCAUGAAGAAACCCCGCUUUGAUUACAGUCAGAAAUACAUUCCUCAUGGGUACAUGGAAUUGACUAUUCCACCUAAGAAUGGGGGUUUUGCCAUGGAACCUAAUUAUCUGCACAUUUGGCCUAGAAACACCUUUAUGAUGAUUGCACUUCCUAACACGAACAAAUCUUUCACCUGUACUUUGUUUAUGCCUUUUGAAGAGUUUGAAAAGCUCCAAACAAGUCGAGACGUACUGGAUUUCUUCUAUAAGUACUUUCCGGAUUCUGUUCCUCUCAUUGGAGAGCAAGCCCUGGCACAAGAUUUCUUCCUGUUGCCUGCCCAGGCCAUGAUAUCUAUAAAAUGCUCCUCUUUUCACUUUAAAUCACAUUGUGUGCUGAUGGGAGAUGCAGCUCAUGCAAUUGUGCCUUUUUUUGGGCAAGGAAUGAAUGCGGGCUUUGAAGACUGCUUGGUAUUUGAUGAGUUAAUGGAUAAGUUCAAUAAUGAUCUUAGUAUGUGUCUUCCUGAAUUCUCAAGAUUUAGAAUGCCUGAUGACCAUGCGAUUUCAGACCUAUCCAUGUACAAUUACAUAGAGAUGCGAGCACACGUCAACUCACCAUGGUUCAUCUUCCAAAAGAACAUAGAGAGAUUUCUUCAUGCUAUUAUGCCAUCUACCUUUAUCCCUCUCUACACCAUGGUCACGUUUUCCAGAAUAAGAUACCACGAGGCAGUGCUGCGCUGGCAUUGGCAACAAAAGGUGAUCAAAAAAGGAGCCUUUUUCUUUGGAACACUGAUAGCCAUCAGUAGUACCUACCUACUUAUACGCUGCAUGUCACCGAGACCCCUGGACUACUUGAGAAGACCAUGGAACUGGGUCACUAACUUCCAUAAUACAACAUGUUUCCCUGCAAACUCCAUGGAAUUACUAGAACAAAUCCUCAAUGUCAUUAGCAGGUGAUAGAAAGGUCCUGAAGUAGCAAAUAUACUUGAUUUCUCUGUAACGAAAACUAAGAAUUAAACCAUUUUUCAUAUCAUAUUUAUUUCACUAAUAGAAGAUACUUGUCACCUUAUAAUUAAAUUAAAUAUAUAAUU